Helobdella robusta is the source of this 603-nucleotide messenger RNA. RefSeq lists its product as hypothetical. The record is from RefSeq and is a predicted model, not a curated record. The coding region runs from base 1 to 603 and encodes 200 amino acids. The transcript has 5 exons. Lineage: Eukaryota; Metazoa; Annelida; Clitellata; Rhynchobdellida; Glossiphoniidae.
AUGUCGACCGGUCGUUCUAGAGGAAGCGACUAUGAUGACUAUGAUGACAACUUCAACAACAACAUCAACAACAACAUUACUAUCAACAUUAACAUUGACAACAAUUACAUCAACAGCAACUAUAUCAACGACAACUACAUCAAUAAUUACAUCAACAACAACAACAUCAACAACAACAACAUCAACAACAACAUUAUCAUCAAAAAAAAAAUCGUUCCCAAGUGCAACGGAACAAACUGGAAGAGCUACAUCAACCGUUACAUCAUCAACAACAUCAACAACAACAACACCAACAACAGCAGCAACAUCAACAACAACAACAUCAGCAACAAUGACGUCAACAAAAAUCACAACAACAAAAAUAAAUCACAACAUUCAGCAAUCAACAAGUUAACAGUCCGUAAAGAGAAUUUAAACAUGAAAAAUGCAUCAGCAGCAACAACAAACAGACACACAGAUUGCAUGCACAUACACGUGAAACAACGUGCCACACACUUCAGCAAUGUGAUAGCCUGGGAUCACCUUGCGAUCGAAGCCGGUCACUGCAUCUCUGCCAUCGUAGCGUCAUCUCUUCUGUAUGUCUUACGUAUGCAUAUCGUGUAG